Molecule: messenger RNA, 5242 nt
Organism: Hippocampus zosterae (dwarf seahorse)
Lineage: Eukaryota; Metazoa; Chordata; Actinopteri; Syngnathiformes; Syngnathidae
Gene: elmod3
Product: ELMO/CED-12 domain containing 3
Exons: 13
Coding region: 801-2039 (412 amino acids)
Source: RefSeq, a predicted model, not a curated record
AAAUGACGUAAUGAAUUCAGAUCGCGGCAGAAAACGACAAUUCCCAUGAUGCAUUUGUACUACAGUGUAUCCUGGACGGGGGAAGGGAAGCUGAGAUUGGAGGGAGAAACAAUCAGAAACUGAGAUUCUCAUGCAGAGGAGACCUCCUCCAAAAGAUUGUUGCCAAAAAGAAGACAACUCAUGAUCCACAUCUGGACAUUUGCCCUUUUUAUUGUUUCACAUGAGGCUGAAGAUCACUCAGUCAAUUAAAGUGUGCCGCUAUCGCCGCUGCACUUAUAGGAUUUGUCUUGAGAGCCAAUGUAAUGACGUGUCUGUUCUGAGGAAAGCUCAAGCCUGAAGAGCAAUGUCACUAUCCAGCUUCUGGGCACCUCUGUUGGCGAUGAGGAGCGAAGCAACUGGCCAAGCAGAUCUGUGGAGGGGAGGAAGAAGGGAGGUUUCCGGGAAACGUGCCAUUUCCUCUCGGCGCUAGACUGAUAUCUGCACAUUCCUCUCCGUGUGCGCACUCAAGGUUAGACUAUAGGAGGAGGCUGCCACUUGAACCAACGCUCAUCACGGUUCAGACGGAAAAGCAGAGAUGUGCACUAUCUGGACUUCUGUAACCUGCUUGGUGGAGUCUUAACUUGUCACAGUGGACAUUUCCAUCCAUAUGAAGCAUAAAUCCCGGCAAUCACUCCACAUGUGCACUCAAGAAAUCAUGGUUGUCCUUGUAGCAACUUGUCAGCCCAACUCAGUCCAGGAUUUCAGAAUCCUUUAGACGCUACAAUCGGGAAGACACUUGCCAGAUCACAAAUUCAUAUGCAAUGGAAGAAGACACUGAUGUCACUUUCCACAUUGAGGGCCAAAAUGGUUUGUCUCUUGAAUGUAAAUCAUCAGAGGAGACCACCAAUGGACACUCGAACCAAAAGCCUGUUAUGAAUGGAUUGAUUAUCAGUCAGAAUGUCAAAGACCACACCAACGGUUGUGCCCCCCUCACAUCCCUGCCGAUUUCAGCUCUGAAGCAGAAUGGUCUGCUGCAGACUCUUGCAGCAGGAGGGGACCGGACUCAACCUCCAGAGGCAAGUGUGGAGUUGGAAAAGGCCAGACAGGAGUGGGAUGCUUUGGAAAACAUCCAACCAGCUCUCGCUGAGGACUCGAACCCUACGCCACUCAUCUCUUUCAAUGAAGCUCUUCAGUACUUCCAGACGACAGAUCUCGGGGACUUGAUUAAGAACAUCCAGCCAACUAUUCGCAGGACAGGUCUCGCUGCCAUCACACACUUCCUUUUUGGGCCACCUCGACUGCACAGGGAGCUGACGGAGGAGCGGGAUCUCGUCUUUGCCAUUGCGCAAUGCCACGUGGACAACAGCCAGAUAGUCCACAUGCGUGUUCUCCAGAGCAUUUAUAAAAAGCUCAUUGGCUGCAGGCUGGACUGUCCUCGUUAUGGGUCACACUGGGAAAACAUUGGCUUUCAGGGUAUGGACCCAGCUACUGACCUGCGUGGCACUGGUUUCCUGGGUCUAAUGCACACUUUGUACUUUGUGAUGGACCCAGAGACUCUGCCUUUGGCUCGAGACAUCUACAAGUUGUCCCAACACCCUACGCUGAACUUUCCUUUCAGUGUGAUGUCAAUCAACAUGACCCGCAUCGCUCUGCAGGUGCUCAGAGAGGAGGCCUUGUCCAAGGAGUGCAAUCGUCGCCAGCAAGUUGUUGGCGUGUUGAAUGAAUUUUACGUGGCCACAUAUCUGCACCUGUACCAACUGUGGAAGACACAACAGAAAACCAUUGCUGACUCUGGCUAUGUGAUCAAAGAAGUGGAGCUGUUCGCCAAAAAGAACCCAAAGCAGAUGCUUCGCCGACUAGAAGUCUUCCUGAAAGAGAGAAGGGCGGGUGGGGUCCCCCGUGGGACUUCGCCAGAGCCACCAGCCCAGCAGCCUUCUCCCAGCCUGGAGGAACAAGCAAGCAAAUCGGCCAGCGGACAGGGAAGCAAGGCAAAGGAGAUGCACUUCACAGGGGUGUGUGAGUUACCAACUGACAUCGAGGGUGACGCCAGACUCAUCUAAGCUUGUGCAUCUGUCUGCAUGUGUGUCUUUACGGAGAGAUCGAUGAAAGAACACACUAUCCCCUGCUAUCAUGUCCCCCAAUCCUCUGAUGUUAGGGCCCUGCACUUUGCAAACAUUUUUUUGUCCUGGUGUUGUUUUUGUGGUUGGUCAGAGCUCCAUUGUUUCAGCUAUUUAUUUGAACACAGAACAGUCAAACAAAUGGAGCUGGUGCAGGCUGUCAUAAAACAAGACUUGUCAACAUUUGCACUUUCCUUAAACUUGAUUGGUCAAAUGAAAUUUCAAGUACCGGUAAGUCGUUGUGGCCAAAACUCCACCCAUGUGGACUUUGUUCUUCUCAGCCCAGUUAUGUUGGCCUUACGGGUGGCCUGAGGCACACUCUUGUUCAACUGACUAGCCAAGUGCAAUUCAUCGGAGGGGCACCACCAUCGGACAUAUUAUCAAUGGUCUUCACACGGUCAAAAGCAGCAGCACAACACUUGACCAGGUCACAUGCAGUAACCUUUGAGCAGGGAGCAAGUUCCAUGUAGGCUUGCCAUGAAGAUUUGACCCCUUUAGAUUCCCUACUAGUAGGUUAAAGAUGUAUCAACAAAUGUAAAAAAAAUAUAUAUAAAAACAGACACCCCAAUCCAGAUUGGGAUUAAAUUAAAGAGACACUGUUGGUGUCAAUGAAUUGGUCCACAGAUUCAUUCAUUUGAUUAAUAUAUUAUUGACCAACAAAAAAAAUGUUUUAAUUGCUUCAAUUCAAUUUUUUCUUUUUUCAAAAAUAACAAUAAGGAUUUUAACAGAACAUAGGUAAACCCUACACACAUUAUCAGCCUUUCAUAAAAGUUUGAUAAGGCUUACAAUGAAGGUCUAAUAUAAGCUUUGUAGACAUUCCGUGAGUAAGUGUGUAUAUAUUUUUUUCUGGUUAGAUUUGUAUGAGUGGUAAAAUGAGCUGAUGUUGAGGGCUGCCUCCCAUAGAUAUAGUACAGUAUGCAAUUCCAGCUCACACUAUGAUAAUCAAAGUCAGUGCUGUGUGACCAUAGACAUUUCAGACUUUUCAGGGCUUGUGUGUUUGUGCAAGUGAACAUCCUCGUGUGUGUGUGUGUGUGUGCGCGCGUGUGCGUGUGUGUGUGUGCUUUUUUGGGGGGGCCGGGGUGAGAAUUUAACUCCGACUUAGUGAAGACAUUUAAAGAAAAAGUGAUGACUUUUUGCUUCGUUGUCACCACUUAAAGGGCAGAGUUUGAGUUGUCUGGUUUAGCUCUUUAUCAGGCAACCCAAAUGUCAAUAAGUUAGCGAUUGAAAGUGUGCAUGUGUGAUUGUGUGUCUUGUUUGACGGGAACUGAUGGGGUGCUUUCCAAUGCACACAAUAAGCCAGCUUUACUAAGUACUUGACCCAUCCCUCUGCAAACAUGGUACUUUUGUCUUUUUAAGAUGGUACUUGGAAGGAACAUGAAGAGAAAUCCGAUUGGACAAAGAAAAACAAACAUUGCUGGCCAAGAAUGGGUUAUGGCUCCUCGGCGAAGCUGGUUCGUGCUUUGUGCUCCUGUGAAACUGUCUCCCAUGUUUGUAGUCUCAAUCUGUAGCAUGUUCAGGUAGCACUAGUACUGUAGCAUCCUAUCUAUAGCCUCCUCCCUCGUGAAGCUUGUUGAUGUCAAGUUGACGUUGGUCUGUCGUGUCAGUGGGUGCGCGGACCUUUACUACGAUAGCACAUUCAUAUUUCAUGAACCCCUUCGUAGAAACACUUUAGGCAGCGAAGCUUGUGGAGACUUGCUUGACAUGUAAAUGAGCUCAACUUUGUCUUCUAAGAAGGUAACAGUUAAAAUGGUGCCUACAUCCCAUAGAAUCUUGUAAGAUCAUGUUUCAUCUUUUUUUUUUUGGCUUACAGCCUCAGUGCCACAGUAAAGCUGUGUUCUUGCAAGGCAGUAGGCAGUUAGCUGACCUCAGUCGGCCCAUCGAGCCGUUUCCAUUUUUCAUUUUCUUAUGAACACGAUAACACAGUUAGGCCAAUGGUUUGCAGGCGUUGUGCGACUGACGAGGAACUUUGCACUGUUGUAGAUAAAACUGUGCAACGUAUGCAAAAGGGGCCACCUUCAGGAGCCAUAAUGUUCAUUUGCGGCCACCUCAUCAUGUCAGGUCACCUGAACCCUCCCGCCUCCUUGUCCCAAACAUUGCACCACACUGAUCCCGCGCUUGGUUUUCUUCAUUUUGAAGCUGAGGAGCAGUACAGUGUAUGUAAAUCAGGAAGUUUGUACAUAGAGAAUUAAUGAUUGUAAGAUGUAUGAUUGUCUGUAGGGCAUUAUACUAAAAUACAUUGCUUACCUCAAGAAUUUAAGACAAAUCUCUCCUUUCUCUCUCACUCUGUCCUGGUAUUUGUUAGGCCUCUCAGUACAUGUUUUGAUGUUUGCUUGUACUUUGGCCUUCUCUUUCCCCAACUGAACUCGUUAUAUAAUGUAAAGGAUGUUAAACAGCUCAAGCACGACAUACUCGUGGCAAACUAGAAGAAGCAGGUCCAUAUUAUGUGUGUACUAUUUAAAAAGACGUUAUCACUAUAUAGGCCCAUAGCCGUCUGCAAAUUAAAAGCACUUUCUACUGAAUUUUGAUUUGGUUUCUCUCAGCCAUGUUGGAAUGAGCCAGUUUUCUUGUGGCUUCGCUGAUGGUGGAGUAUCAUUUGUUGUGAUUUAAGUGUUCGGUGUGAGGCAAACACUGACAAACGAUCCAGUCUUUGGGGUUACAAACUGCUCAGCUAGCUUAUGAUUGUAAAGCUCUGGUCAUUAUACUGCGUAUGCUUUCAAGUAUCCAGACAAAUGCAAAUUCAUCUUCUCGUUUCCAGCCAAACCUUGCUCAUCAGCAGAUGUCCCAGAAUUUCUAUUUGGGUUUUGAACUCUCCUCGUGUUGCAUGACUCUUAUCCAGAGAGAAACGAGAAACAAACGGGUUUUACCAGGAUGCCAGACACACCAAGAGGUGCCAUCUGAAGUUCUGAUUGCGAUCCAGCAGUGGCUCGGCAAAUACAAUCACAUCUCUACAACACCCUUACGCUUUAUACUCUUUGAAGGUGUUUUGCUGUCACGGUCUUUGUCAUGUCCCUCUGAGCAUUUUAUGACUGUACCUUGACUGUAGAUGCCCUAUUUUAUACUGAGAGUUAUUUCAGAAUACAGUAUGUGCUGUUGUACAUUAAAUGUAUUGUAUGGAGAAAAUUAAAUAAACGCUGUUGAAAACUAAA